Diprion similis is the source of this 2095-nucleotide messenger RNA. It is a transcript of the gene CD98hc, whose product is annotated as neutral and basic amino acid transport protein rBAT. The record is from RefSeq and is a predicted model, not a curated record. Bases 121 to 1920 code for a protein of 599 amino acids. Gene Ontology annotation, biological process: carbohydrate metabolic process; amino acid transport. The transcript is spliced from 10 exons. Lineage: Eukaryota; Metazoa; Arthropoda; Insecta; Hymenoptera; Diprionidae.
CGAGCGGCCUGCAUAGAACACUGAUGUAUAUACUUAUAUAGAUCAGUGAUACAUAUAUAUGUGUGUAUCUAUAUCGUAACGGCUUUAUCUAUCAAUAUCUAUCAUCCUUGAAAGCUGAUCAUGGAGAGUGGGAAACUUGAUAUAGAUAACGUGGUGAAGGACUCGAAAGAACCAGUCCCCACGUACAAACCUAUAUCGGAGGACGACUCUAUCCUCGCAGCACACGAAUCCAAAGGCGACUCAAAAAUGGCGAAGCAAAACGGCGAUACUGAUAUUGACGAUGGAGCCGAGGAGCGGAUGCUUAAGGACACUGGAAAGAUCAAUUCGAACAAGGAUGCUACAGAGGUCAAGUUCAUAUCAGAGAAUGGAGAUGCGAAGAUUGAUAUUAAAAGUGUGAAGCAUGCAUUGACUGGAAUGGGGAAGGAGGAGCUGAUGAAGUUUGCAAAUGAUCCAUUCUGGAUACGACUCAGGUGGUUCAUGUUCAUUGCAUUCUGGUUAUUGUGGGCAGCUAUGCUGGCUGGUGCAAUAGUGAUUAUCAUCGGUGCACCAAAAUGUCCCGGAAGUAGGAAAGUAUGGGAAGAAAAUCCGAUUGUUCGAUUGGAGCCAUCAAAAAUACCCAAUGGCCUUAAGGGACUCCUACCUGUUUUGAAUGACCUGAAAAACAAGCAUAUUAAACUCAUCUGUCUUGCAUCAAUCAUGAAAUCAGAAAAUGAAGCCACAGUAGACUUCAAAGACAUUGACCCUAAGCUGGGCAAUAUGGCAGAUUUCACAGCGCUAGUAGAAACUGCAAAAAAGAAUGAAAUAAAAAUAAUACUCGAAGUCGAUCCAAACCAUACUUCCAAAAAGCAUCCCUGGUUUAUUGGUUCCCUCAACAAAACAAAAGAGCAUAUGAAUUAUUACGUCUGGGUUGAAAAUAAGACUGACUCACCAAAUAACUGGGUGAGUACUUACAACAAAUCUGCUUGGACAUGUCAGGAUGGGAGGUGCUAUCUUCAUCAGCAUCGCGAAGAUCAACCUGAUCUCAACUAUCGAAACCCUAAAGUUGUUCACGAAUUUUCUGAAAUUUUAAUCCACUGGUUGAAACUUGGUGUUAUUGGCUUUAGACUAGCCAACACACAGUACUUGCUUGAAGAUGAGGAAAAAAGAGAUGAAAAGCUCGGUACGCAAGUAGCUCCACCAAACACUUACCCGUCGUACAAUCACGCUCACACAUUUAAUUUGAACGAGAAUCGUGAGCUACUGAGACAGUGGCGAGACGUCGUUGCCAAUUAUACAGACAAUGAAGGGCUUUUCUCGUUACAAGAAAAUAUUGGAAAUGAUACAUUAACACAUCUAAACGACAAUGGCACUAUUGUAGACCUCCCGCAGAGAUGUCAGUUUCUGUCCGAGGCAAAUGCUAAUAUUUCAGCUAAUGACCUAGAAGCUGGAUUCAAGAAUGCAUCCUCCACCUGGUCUGCAUGGGAUCUGAACAAUCCCCAGAGGCCAUUACAUGAGCGAAUGCCUGUAGAAGUAGCUGAGAGUUUGACUUUGAUGACUCUGCUGCUUCCGGGAACCCCAAUUCUUAGUAUCAAUCAGACCCAGUAUAAUGGUACAGCGUUCUCAAAUAUCAUUCAAUUGCGACAUAAACCUUCAUUCACCCAUGGAGUUAUCACACAUGGUGUUUUCAAUGGGACUGUCUUCGCCUAUACUAUAAAUUCGUUGAAGAGUGGUAAUCUUGGUUAUUUGGUGGCCUACCAUAGCGGAAACGAGCCAGUGACUGUGGAUCUCUCUGAACUGGACAGAGUUCCGGAAAAAGUGCGCAUAAUUGAUCAUAGCUCCAAUUACAAAGGAGAUGGUCCAGGGAGCAAGGUGUCUUCAAAUGCGAUCUAUAUUACUCCCAAAAGUACUUUGGUCGCACAAUAUACAGCCAAAUCAUCUUAAUUCACCACGAAGUAUCACCUUUCUGCAUAUUAUCGCCAGACUGCUUAUACCCGUCAAAUAUAUAAUCAAGCUUGAUAUUUUUUUUGUUAGUGAUUCUUUUUUCUUUCUACUUAUUCUAAAUGAUGAUAUUUGAACCAAUUGUAUGUCAAAUUGGACGAUGAAUCUGAAUAAUAUA